GGCUGCUUCAGUUCAUGGUUGACAUCCGCUGCUGCUGGUGGUUACGGUGAUUUUUAGUGCGAGCGUGAUUUCCACCAACCGCGGUUCUAAUUGUGACAGUUUGUUGUGUUCGUCCGUUCAACCGACAUGCAACAUGGUGAUAGUAAGUGUGUUAGUGUCCGUGAAGUGGAAAUAUUAAAUAUGGAGCAAAAAUUUUACGGCCAUUGUUUGUGAUUUAUGGUGCAUAGGGAGGUUUGGUUAACAUUCAACCUGUUGCACCUGCUUUUGAUGUGGUCUAGGUGGUUUUACCGAUGUUCGUUGAAUUUAAUAUUGAAGCCAAUCAAGCAGAAAUAUGAAGCCAGUCAUCGCUAAUAUUAUGUGGAGCUUACUCUUGAAGAAUACUGGAAGUUAAGAUGAGCUAGAUAAAUUGGCCGUUUGUUUGAGUGGGGUGUGUGUGUGUGUGUGCGUGCCUGUGUGAGCGUCUGUAGUUGUGCAGUGUUAAGCGAGAAGAAGAGAUACUAACCGUACCGAACCGACAACUCAAUCACAAUGGUAAGCGAGAACUACACGCUGAUGCUGAUGGAUGCGACGAGUCGGUACAAUCUGUCUGCGUUCAGUACCGACGCCGGUCCAACCAUGUCGCACGAGGACGAGACGGAGAUGAUCGUCUCCACGAUAGUGGCGAUCUUUUUCGGCUUUAUCGGUAUUACUGGGCUGCUGGGGAAUGCGCUCGUCGUGCUGGUUGUGCUGUCCAACCCACAGAUGCGCUCGACGACCAACCUGCUUAUCAUCAACCUCGCCAUCGCAGAUCUGCUGUUUGUCGUGUUCUGCAUUCCGUUCACUGCCACCGACUACGUGCUUGCGUCCUGGCCGUUCGGCGAGCUAUGGUGCAAGAGCGUCCAGUACCUGAUCGUCGUGACGGCACACGCCAGCAUCUACACGCUCGUGCUGAUGUCCCUGGACCGGUUUCUGGCCGUGGUUCAUCCGAUCGCGAGCAUGGUCAUACGCACGGAGCGGAAUACCGUGCUGGCGAUAACAAUCCUCUGGGUGCUGAUCAUCACCACCGGGCUACCGGUGUCGUUUGCGCACGGAAUCAAUAAAUUCAAAUACCACGACCGGGAGAUAGAAACAUGCGGCUUUCUCGAAAAGGAUAGUCCCUCCUGGGCCGCCUUCCACAUCGCGUUCUUCCUUAGCUCGUACGUGGUCCCGCUCAUACUGAUCAGCGUUCUGUACAUGUGGAUGUUGUCCCGGCUGUGGCGAAGUUCGGUCGGCGGUCGUUCGGCCGAAUCGAAGAAGGGCAAAAAGCGCGUUACCCGUCUUGUGGUGAUUGUGGUGGCAGCGUUUGCUUCAUUAUGGUUUCCCAUACAGGUCAUCCUGGUCCUAAAGAGUGUGGACGUCUUUAAACCAGACACGCAUUUUAAAAUUUCACUACAAAUCGUCUCGCACGUGCUGGCAUACACGAGCUCGUGUAUAAACCCGCUGCUGUACGCGUUCCUGUCCGAAAACUUUCGGAAAGCAUUCCGUAAGAUUGUUUACUGUGGACCGGGGAGCCGUCGCCAGGGCAGCCAGCGACAUAUGCCACUGCCAACGAAAACGACGCGAACCGGCAGCUGUCCAGACAUUUUAUAACCGGAAACAAUGGAGGAAACGUCCGUCACCUUCGUUUAAUACACUCUUUGUUUUCGCACAGUGCAGCCCAGUAUCUCCGUUAUUUCCUGUCCUCGACGGAGCAUCAGCGCAGCGGUACAAGCUUCUACAAAACGGUUCACCAAAUGGCUUAACAGUGAUGCAAACCGAACCAACCAAUCGUUACCAUAAUCACUCUCAUCAUCAUCUUCAUUAUUAGUGGUAGUAAUUAACAGAUCGUUUCGUGCCGAAUGAAGCGUUUAUCAUAAUAGACACAAUUUGCAGGUCCAGCCCAAUGUCCUACUUUAUUAAGCUUAUCUACGUUAUAUGAGCUUGCGCUUCAUCGUUACUGUACUGUGCUUUACAAGUUUGUUACGUCAAGGUAAAAACGUAUAACAGAUUCAAAAUAAACAAUUUACAACUAUUUUUUUAAGCGAAACUUUAUCUUCUGCCAGCAAUGAUCGUAUCAACAGCGUGUAAAUGACAGGGUUCAGUUCGACUGUGGCAGACUAGCACAACGAUUUACAUUAGCUCGAAAGCAGUUUAUGGUUAGAGAUAAAACAAAUCAGUCACUUUAUUCGAGAUGUUUCCUAUUGUUAUUAAACGUUAAGCAACGAACUGAACAUAUUCAGUCCUGAUACAGGAUCCAUUGGGGUGGGCGAACGAUGAGAGCUAAAUCGAGCUACGGCUGUUGUGGGUGGUGUUAUCCAUUUAGAAGCGCCACUAACGAGUAGUAAUUACGAUUCAUUCGACUAACAAGCAGAAACGAAGUAAAAUAGAACAUUUCUAUGUGUAAAUAAUUGCAACUAAUGCUUGACAAACAAUACUGAAUGGCAAUGGUUGGUUCGUGUACUAGGGAACAAACCCAAAACCUAAAGUGAAAAAAUACCGUACGGACUUGUUUGAUGAAAUGACGAGGUGUCAGGAAAACAAUUGAUAGUUGGUUUCAAAUGUACCAUUUCAGUAAAACAUAAUCCCUAGAUAAAUCUCAAACGUGAGUAACUGAACAGAGCGUCACACGUCUGACGAACUGCGUAGUACAAUUAAGCAAUGGAUGUAUAGCGUAACACGCACUGGCGGUUCGUUGCUUGCUGUGUGGCUUUGCUUUCAAACGACUUAGGCUGGACAAAUGAGCCCCACCGGUGUUCUGCGAAGAUCAAGUGCAGGAAUGGUUUGUGUAUGCGUAUGAAAAUAACAAACAGAGAAGCAAAAGUAAAGGAAACCAUGAUUUCCCAUGUUCCAUUCGCGUCUGGCACUCUUGUAGGAGCACCUGUGCUGCUUACGCCAUGUUUUGUUUGCACGUGACGACUGCCAAACAUCGAUUCGGAUUUGUUUCGGGUCACCGUUUGAGUUAAGUACGUGACAUCAAUCAAACCAAGCGUACUAGCGGAUCACAACACCAUUCCGGUACAUGUGUUGGCGCGUUGUUCCGUGAUAAACUGCUCUGCACAGUCUCGCUAUACGAACGGAGAAUUGUGUCGCAAACAACGCCAACCAAAAAGGGGUACCAGAUUGUAUGCUGAUGCUCUCUGCAUUCCUCAUUUGUGAAAAGUUAAUGGCCGGCACCACUUUUAGGACUCUAAAACGCGCCCCGAUUCGCGUAUUGUGCUGCUAGCUAUCCAAAGGCUGUCACAAAGCUAUUUUCAUCAACAUCGCCAUCGUCAUCAUGAUCAUCAUCAUCAUCCACAUACAUUGGUUUUGGAGAGUGAGGAAUUUUGGGAACUUCGGUGACAGUUUGCUACAAAAGUUCCUUCUCACCAUUCGGGCGCACAUUGGGUAACGGUCGCAUCGAAAGAAAGACGCGAAGGAUGGUGGAGCACGCCUGGUUCGGUGGUACGCGAACGUCAUAAAUCGCUCCUUACUGUACUCAAAUGCUCAUAUCAACACAUCACCAUGUGCGUCCCGAGAAUGGAAAAUUAUACCGAAAGCAGCUUGCAAAACGUGGGCCCGUGCUUGUAUUUCUGUACUUGUAUCAGCGUGAACUUUCCCAUCCAUCAGCAAACCAAACAGUGGCAUGAAUAUGUGUCCUUCGAUGAACAAAAACGGAAUGUACGUAAAAUCCCUCAUUUAUUCUGCACGACACAAAAAAGAAAACUCCAAACAACCAUGUGCUUUCCUGUCGUUUUGUCGUUUGUUUUGCUAUCCUUUGCAGCUGCUGCGUGGUACUUCCUUUUAUAGCAAACUCUAAUCAGCAAACCAUUUCACUGCACUUCUUUUCACGGAACACCACUCUUUAAGCCUCCGUUUGAAAGCAAAAGCCACACUGAAAUCAACGGGGAAAAUUGAUAAGUACGGAAGUAGGUAGUGCGUUCGGUAAAAGUACUAAUAAGAGUUUUUGUUACGCUUUUCAAUUGGAAAGCCUAGCAGAACAAAAAAACCUGAUGCGGCAAACGAGUGUGUACAAAAGUAUCUACAGUAUCCGAGCCGAAUGUCAAUGUUAGGUUAGCGCUGUACGUAAAUUACACUGCUGUACACGAAGCUACUGAUUACAGCGUUCGAGGUAAAAAGCAGCGCGUGCGUGUGGACGGAGUGAUAAAACUUCAGUUAACACGUUCAGUUAGAUAUGAAGAGUUUCGUCUCUAUUGGCAGAGUGCAAAACAAGAGAACUUUUGCGAAAAUAUGUCCAAACGAAAAUUGUAACUUAAAUAAUAUAAAGUAUAGUAUAGUAUCUCAAAGGAUGCAAAAAGGUAAGGUUGCGGGUUAAAUGGUAACAUACGAAGUACCAAAUUAAAGUAUAAUGAAACGUCGGUCAUGGCUUUUAACAAACAAAUGAACGUACUAGAAAGAGCCGUAUGAAAUUUGACAUGAUUAUUGAAUCUAUUUUUACGCACUGGUAGUACGAAAAACAGGAAAACCUGAUUGCCCGAAAGCUGUACCCACUUCAAACGGCACAAUGAUUAUAAAGCUAAUGCAGGACGAGCAGAUUCGAGGAUUACGGACGGAUGUGUGUACACAGGCACUCCCCGGUAUCCACCCAUGCAGCACGAUGGUUUGAUAUGAGUCAGUAAAGCAAAACUUUAUCAAUUUAGCGUUAGGUUAGCAUGUAACAUAGCUGGCAGCUGUUGGGUUUUGCGGUUGAAGCGAUUCAACGACUAUCAUACAGGGGGUGAACAGCAAGCGAGGAAACUAAACAUCACUUACACUCUUGUGUUAUCCAAUGUAUGGCAGCUCCAGCGAACGUGUAAGUAUGUGAUGUUAAAAUUGAACGAAAAAUACAAAAAAGAAAAACGUUAGAAAAAAACAAAAAAAAAACAAACAAAACGAUAAAUACAAACGUCAAAACGCAAUCAAAUGUCCAACCACAGUGCGUAAAAGGAGAAUGGUGUGUGUUUUGUUUGAGGUUUUUUGAGAUCUUCUUUUAGUUUACAAUAGUGCUGCUUGCAUCAUCACCACAACAUAAACCAUUCAAAACGAAUGUAUUCGUUGCGGUUUGUGUUUCAAAAGUGAACAAUAAAAACAAUUUUAAAGCACAAUACUUCAGUAGGCAAGGCAAAAGCAAACAAAAUUUGCAUACUAAACGCGCUUUGCCUGUAUUUACUUAACGAGUCGUGGGAAAUCAAUUUAGGUUUCAAUUCUCUCAGUUUGAAAGCAACCGUACAACGUCUGAACAAUUGGGCAAACGAUUCGAUAGAUAAACAAAUUGCUUUCUUAGCCAAGUUAAGCCAGUGUACGAUAAACAAUUUUUAAAGUCUAUCCAACAGUUGAAACAAUAAACAUUUGCCCGAAAAGCAUCACGAUCGGUUUUGCUGUUGCAGUUUCAUUUCGAUGCAAUUUCUGCGAACAAU
This is a messenger RNA of Anopheles arabiensis, 5390 nucleotides long. Its product is annotated as allatostatin-A receptor-like. Gene Ontology annotation, molecular function: G protein-coupled receptor activity. Bases 529 to 1608 code for a protein of 359 amino acids. The transcript is spliced from 5 exons. Gene Ontology annotation, biological process: G protein-coupled receptor signaling pathway. Gene Ontology annotation, cellular component: membrane. The record is from RefSeq and is a predicted model, not a curated record. NCBI's taxonomy places the organism in Eukaryota, Metazoa, Arthropoda, Insecta, Diptera, Culicidae.